Oryzias latipes (Japanese medaka) is the source of this 4143-nucleotide messenger RNA. Lineage: Eukaryota; Metazoa; Chordata; Actinopteri; Beloniformes; Adrianichthyidae. The record is from RefSeq and is a predicted model, not a curated record.
GUCGGCGUGGAAGCACCGAUCCGUGGAACAUCCCGUCCGUCGGCCCAUCCUCCCUGUCUUGCCUACACCGCUUACUACGGGGCAUCUGUGAUUGGCUGGCGCCUCGCUCCGCGCCCUCCCCCCGUGUGUGAUUGUAUGUAAAUCCGGACGGGACCGAGCCCGUGGGUGAGGUUGGGGCUGGUGGCUCCUGCCUCUGAGGCGCACACGAGCGCAGAGAGCGGAGCUGUCCACUCCGCUGUGGUGCUGAACUCCCGCGUUUCUCCAGCUCUGCUGAGCAACCACGUUAUUUUUGGAAAGGAUUAGCAGCGUUCCCUAGAGCUGCUCGUGGGAGCAAACUUCUGCUGUGGACGUCCGUCUCUGACCAAUCGGAAAUACAACACAGCAGGCGCGGAUCGGACCGGAACGGACUCGGAGACCGUCGUCAAUGACACUUAGUUGAGGAGUCUUUCUGGAUUACUCUCUCCUCGCUGUGGCACAGGAUACACAGGAAAACAGCAAUGAAGACGGCUAGACGGUGGUUGCUGCCAACGCUCCUGUUGGGGCUUGCUGUGCUUGGCAUCGAUGGAAAACUCAACAAGGACCAGUUUGGGUCACAGCCCUAUCGAGCAAUCAUGAGAUUUCGCCAUAAGGAUGGGAUCCCACAAGGCCUGAAAACAACAGAUGUGUAUCUUCUCAGCCUGCCAGAUGACCAAAAAGUCAUUGUCACAACCGUGACUGUAGGAGAGAGCACCGUGUUGACCUGUGCCAUAACUGGCGAGCGCAGGCCUUCCAUUUUAUGGAAGCGAAAUCAUCAGAACCUGAACUCCCUGAACCUGGAAGACAUCAAUAUUCCACUUCAGGAUUUUGGAGAUGACGGCUCCCUGUAUAUUACUAAAGUGACUACCACCCACAUGGGCAACUACAGCUGUCAUCCUGAUGGAUAUGAGAAGUUGUUUCAGACCCACAUUCUUCAAGUAAAUGUUCCUCCUGUCAUCCGAGUUUAUCCAGAAAGUCAGGCUAGAGAGCCAGGUAUCACGGCCAGCCUGCGCUGCCACGCCGAGGGCAUCCCCAGUCCACAGCUCUCCUGGCUCAAGAACGGCAUGGACAUUAAGGUCAAGUUGUCCAAACAGCUCACCCUGCAGGCCAAUGGGAGCGAGGUGCACAUCAGCAAUGUGCACUUUGAGGACACGGGCGCCUACACUUGCAUUGCCAAAAAUGAGGCUGGUGUUGAUGAGGAUAUUUCUUCGCUUUUUGUGGAGGAUUCUGCUCGGAAAACCUUGGCAAACAUUUUGUGGAGAGAAGAAGGUCUUGGAAUUGGAAACAUGUUUUAUGUGUUCUACGAUGAUGGGAUUAAAGUCAUCCAACCAGUUGCAUGUGAGAUCCAGCGACACAUUAAACCCAGUGAGAAGCUGCUCGCCCUUCAGGAAGAAGUGUGCCCCAUGUCGCCGGGGGAGACGGUUCAGAAGUGUGUGUGGUCAUCAGCGGUCAACAUCAAGGACAAGUUUAUUUAUGUGACGCAGCCAACCUUGGAUCGAGUGCUCGUUGUUGACAUCCAGUCUCAGAAGGCUGUCCAGACUGUCAGCACUGACCCAUAUCCUGUGAAGCUCCACUAUGACAAGUCUCAUGACCAGGUGUGGCUGCUCAGCUGGGGAGACAUGGACAAGAACUUCCCCACCCUGCAGGUGAUCAAUCAGGCGAGUGGCAGAGUCUCCCACCACACCGUUCACACACAGCCGGUUGGCAGGCGCUUUGACAGAGUAGAGGACUUCUUCAUCCCCGCCUCCAGCCUCAUCGCUAACCAUGUCAGGUUUGGUCUCAUUCUUCACAAAAAUGAGCCUGUCCUGCACAAGAUCAAUCUAGAGACCACUUCUUAUGUAAAGAACAUCAGUUUAUGGGAAUAUAAUUGCAUCCCCAGCUCUGUGGCAUUCACCCAUCUUGGAGGCUACUACUUUGUGAACUGCAAACAAGACUCUACAGGGGCCACACAGCCUCAGGUUAUCCUAGACAGCGUGACAGACCGCGUGAUUGGCCAAAACCAGGAUAUCACUGGGACACCCUAUGUAUCACCAGAUGGUCGCUACCUGGUCACGGUUGAUGAUGAUGAUGGCCUGAUGAGAAUCCAGAGAAUUUCGGAGCAUGGGGAAAUCCAGGAGCCCUUUGACAUUCACACCAACCUGCACCUGUCAGACCUGGCCUUCCAGCGCUCCUUCACAGAGGUGCACCAAUACAACGUGUUUGGCAGCUCCGGCCGUCAAACUGAUGUGCUCUUUGUGGAGUUGAGCAGUGGCAAAGUGAAGAUGAUCAAGAGCUUAAAAGAGGCCACAAAGUCAUUCGACUGGCCGUGGAGCAACAAGAACCGGGUCAUGGUGGGUAGUGGACUCUUUGGGCAGUAUCUUGUAACUCCAUCUAGAGAGUCUGUUUUCAUUCUGGAUGGACGACUCAACAAGCUCAACUGUGAGAUCAUGGAUGUCCUCAAAGGCAAUGUGGUGGUGUGGGUAGGGGACUCCUAAGUCUCAAAAUCCAAUCUGCUUUUUUGUCUUUAUACUAUUGCACUGAAUUCUGUUGCUAAUUGGUUAACUCUGUGAGGGCAGGAUGGUUAAAGCCACAGGUUCAGAACCCCAAUAUGUUUGUGUAAACCGCUCGACAAGGGAAUGUUGUCCAAACUUAAAAAUUUAAAUUAAAAUAAUUUGAUUAUACAGUUUCAAAAGACAAAUCUAUAAUUUUAUUUUCACAUUGUUACUUUCCUUUAUUUAACAAAGUUGGUUGCUCAGAUAAUGUUUCUGGAAAAUUGGUAAGAAUUCACAAAUCUGUGCAUUUUUACUACAUAGUGUUUAGUGUGAAUGCUGUGAAUUAUUUUUGUUAUUCUAACAAAAAGAAGAAAACAGAAAAUGACACAUCUGAAAUUAAUUGGCAAAAAACACAUGCUUUGAAAAGCAUAUUAUAAAUGUAUAGAAUGCACCCAAACCUACUUUUAAAAUUUAAGUUCUCCCAUCUCCAAUCUUUCCUUGUGCCUUUAAGGAAGCUUCCCCUCCAUUAGAGGAAUUAAUGUCAUUAUUUUCAGUGAGGCUGCAAAACACACCCUUUGCUAUGACCCCCUCCAAUCCCACUGAGUGUGGAUUUUCUCAAAACUGCCCCUCUAGCCUAGCCAACCGACCAUCCAAGACAACUUGGUCUAAUUAAAACAGGCCCUUGCUGUGAUUUUAUUAAGUUUGAAGUGGGGACUGAGUGGUUCAUUAUGACUGUGCGCUGUAUAACCUUUGAUCCUACAUUAUAACCAGCUGGAAGGUCUGAAUAUGGUAGUGUGUUCAAUUCCAUUCGAGUCAAAAGCAGAAAAAUGGAAGUCAGUGGUGAUUUCAGGUAAAACAUUCUGAGAUAUUCUCUGGCAAAGAGUAAACAAAGCACUUGCAUGCAGACAUUUCUGUCACGACUUCCAUGUCCCUGGACCAAAAUGAGUAUCUUUUAGUGUGGUAAACAAGCUUUGUUUGUUUUGUUUGGCACUGUGUUUCAAGUGGAUGUGAUAAAUGUAAAGUAACAAUGAACUAGCACACUGGGGAGAGGGGUAGUCAUGGUGUUGUUGAGGUGCUUUAAAGAUAAACUUGGAAGAAAGAGUCCUCUGUAAAUGCUCCUGCUGUAGAGUUGUAGCUGGCAAGACACUGAAGCUGUCUCCUGCUGGACUCAUUUCUAUGCAUUUUCACCCCAUACUCUGGCUAUAGAUCUUAAAGAACAACUGUCUCUCCUUUACAACAAACUUUUACGUUUUUCUGUCAUUCUUUGAAAAAGUUUGUUCUUACAAUGUUUGGUUUUAACUAUAAUUUCUCCUGAUAGUCAUUGAUGUCUUCUGUCCCUCAAACUCACCAGUACUGCUGACGAUAACCUCUGUCUGUACAUAGCUGCUGACUGUGGGUCCAGUAGAUUUUUUAUUAAUGUACAGACUCAUGUAGACUCUGUUAGUUUUGAAGCAAACACUCAGCACACUCCUUUUACUAAUGAAAAGAAAAAAUAGCUCUCCUGGUCUCUUGUUCCUGAGGACAUAGUGAUCACACUCACAUCAUUCACCUGCACAUAGCCAUGUCUUGUAUGUUUCCUCAUGUUAUUGUUAUUCAUAUAUAGAAACAUGCUUGUCAUCAUACCCAGUAAUAAUAAAAAUUAAACUUCGUAACAACA